UCUAUUAAUUAUAAUUUCUUUACAAAGACACAUAUUAUCAGCAAUUAGUCUAUUAAUUAUACCUGUAUGCCAUUAAGACAGAUGUAAAUCCAGGCUGGUAUAGCUAUUAGCAAUCAAUUGUAAGCAUAAUUACUGAACAUUGAUGCAAUCUUACUAUCAAAUGGGUCGUGGAUUGCGAGUACUACACGAGGAUAAUAGGUUGACUACACAGGGGUUUUAAACCUUUGGUUUUAAAAUUAAUAAAUUACUUAAACGCUUUUAUGUUAUUUCGUUUCAUAACACACAAUUUAUUUUUAUUUUCUUAGCUAAAAAGGAACAUGAAAAGAGUUGUUUGAAACUGACGUUUAUUAAUCAUUUCUUAAACUACCUACCGGACUUUAAAAAGAAACCUAUUCUGCCAAAUGUUCUAAUCACAUGAAAAUCUGAAUCUCACCACUUGAAACAUUUCUAAAAAUGUUGACCAACCCUGUCUAAUCGUAACGUGCGUGUCUGUAAUUGGGUUAAGUGCAAUGUAACUAACAUCUAAGUAAUCGGAAACGUUUGCACAAGAGGAGAGAAGUUUGUUGACAUGGGCAAAAGUAUUGUCGAAGCAAAGGGCAAAGACAAAGAUGGAGAAACGAAAAUUCUAUUCAAAAAAUCUAAUAACACGAUAUACACACAUUCAAGAACGUGUUCGGGUGCGUCACAGUCCUACACACGAAGCGGUGUUCUACAACUAAAAAAACAUUUAGAAAACAAUCACAAUUAUUACGUCGACAGGGGAAAACUCAAAAGGGAUCUGAGCGUUGAAACCGAUGUUUGUAAACUAAGGACGUAUUACAAAUCUAAGAAAAAUCGAAUGUCUAACCAAGGUAGCUCGGCCAAGUCUAGAUACUCUACGUUAGUGGAUACUGAAGUUGAAACAAUAGAGGAGUUCCCGGACACAAGCGCUUGCGGAGAUAAUGAAACCACAGAGCUAAAAAGCAAUCCGACCUUAGACAUCGCAUCUCUAAUGAUCGAUAAUUUAAAAGACCUCCUCAAUCAAUGGAUUCAGAAACAUCUAUUGGAAAAUAAAGACACGAAGCAAAAGAUUGAUUCGGUUUUAAAUACUCUAAUUCAAAAAUUAGAUGAUAGUAAAGCACUAGCUUCUUCAUCGGGUUCAACGUAUGUUUUACAUAAAGAAGCAGCUAAUCAGGCAGUUAAGAACAAAAAGGUUGCGACUGCUUCUUUAACUUGUCAAUAUUGCAAAAACAAACCAAAACAUUUUAAAGCAACUUCUUCAAGUAAUAGUAGUCAAAGAGAUUCCUCGUCUAUCACCAUUCCUUUUCAAUACAAAGACAUAAAAAUAAUAUCCACAUUGAGUAUACCUAGAAGUUUUCACAAACGGGGAAUAGAAGAAAAACCAACUCAACCAAACUCGUGGUUUAAAAUGAAGAAAAUUAAACAUAAGAACAUAAUACUAUCGAUUGACAAGUCGAACAAAUUGCUUGAAUCUUCGAGUUUUGAUUUAGUGGCCAUAUCGACUAAGUCUCUGACAAGAAGGUGUAUCAACUAUGACAACAUGGAUGCCAAAAAGAAGAAGAGACACAUUGUAUUCUUUCCGAAGCCAUUUUAUAAAAGCGCCACAGACACUUCCAGUACAACAAAUCGUGAGCAUGUAAACGAUGAUAAUAUUGAAAUGAACAAACACCAACUUGAUGAAAUGCCAAGUGUUUUAAAAAGUCUUUACGCCAACGAUCCUCUUUUGGUUAGUAACAUUGACAAAAAUAUACAAUUUGAUACGAAAAAUGAUAAUUCUACUAUGACUGAUAAAAAAUCUGAAAUAAUUGAUCAAAAGAAUAAUGUAAUCCAACAGAGAAUUGUUGUAACGGAUAAAGCAAAUGGUACUUAUGUUACCAAUACACCUGAGACAAUAGUGCAUGAAAGAGUCCAAAGUACAACUAUGGCUGCUUUUGAUUUCAUUAACCAAGAAAUAGAAUUUCCAAACGUAGAAAAAUUGCCAGUAAAUGAGACAAAACCAAGAGCUAGAAGUAGUAACAGAAAAGUAUUCAACGGAGGAAAAAUCAACAAACGAAGGAGAUUCAAAAACACAAUGUCACCGAGUUUUAAAGCUAGAAAGUAUCAAACAUUUCACAACAAACAAUUUACUUUUCUCUAUAAAAAGGCAAAAAAUAAGAAAGCUCCAAGUAAAGAAUUUGUGAAACACUGCCAUAACCUAUGGCAAUACUUUGCGCACUACGAAGGUACUAAAAAUAUUAAAUUAGAUGUUUGUAUUAAUGUUUUUCCAAACUGUGAAAAUGCAACGAAAGAUGUGUACACACAUAUAAGUAACCAGGCAAUGUAUGACAUUAAUGGGGGUCAAACGUUAUUAUACAAUGUACAUCCAACUGAUAUAGAAACACCACAGAUUGAUGAAGAAUCGUUAAAAGAUCCAAUAGAAAACGAUAAUAGUUCGUGUGUAUAUGCACCUGACAUUAUUCCCUUACUCGAUGGCGCCGUCAGCCAAGCAAAGUAUAUAUUCAAUGUUACCUCACAAGAAAAAACAGACUUGGAAUCGAAACCAAACAGUUUUGUGGAACGUAGUACUUUAACGAGUGAACUCGAAAUAGUCCAAGAAAUAAGUGAACUUCGAGCUGUUAUUAAAGAUCUGGCUGCUGCAGCCGAGAAAUUUGUAAGCGAACGUUUAAUCAAAGGUUCUUGUAAAUCCAACCCAGAAACUAACGUAUCACAUAAUGUAAGUAAUAAUUUUACAUCUAGCUCCAAAUGUGAGGCAGUCAUAAACCAUAAAAACCCCUCGAAAGCCAUACAGUACUCGAAAGAAUUCGAACAGAAUCAAAAAUUUCAAUCUGGUUUAAAAAUAACAAAAGAACCGAAGAAGGAGAAGAAAGAAAUUUUCGAUUUUUAUAACAGGUUAGCGAAAAAAAGCACUUCGUAUCGCAUCAUUGACAGUGAAUCGGUACUCAGAGUGACCGACAUGACUUCUAAAGCUAAUGAUUUCCAGGAAUACAAAUAUUAUACUGAUGAAGCUCUCACGUGCUCAUUACCAAAAUCAAGAUCGUUAUUCGAAUUGACUUCAGAACAAAAGAAGAAACGAAAAUUGAUCGCCUUAUAUUGCGAUGGGUAUCAAAAUAACCGAGCUUGUUGCAUGGAAAUGUAUCAGCAACCAACAAAAUAUCCAUCUAGCACAAAAUUUCCAUCAAGCACAAAAUGUCCAUCGAGCACAAAAUGUCACAAAAAAUGGUUCAAUUUUAGUAAAAAAGACAAGGAAGCCAAGCCUCAACCCUCCAGUCAAGUCAAUGUCAAAACAUCCUGUAUCUGUAAAACUGGUAGUCGUUCUAACGACUCUUGUUCCAUACCAAUUGAUGGCGCUUAUUACUCAUCUACAGUAUGUUUUAAUCCUACAAGCCGUGAUUGUUACGAAGAUCAAACGAUUACGACUGAUGGGACAAGGAAACGUGGGAAGAAUCGCAAAGGAAUGGGUUUUGGCGAAGGCUGCGUAUACUGCAUGUUGUUGUGGAUUCCUGUCCUUAUUAUUGCAUGCUUGUUCUAUGGCUAUGUAUUAAAAGACAAAGUAAAAUUUGCUGAUGGCAGGAAAAGCCCCGCACGAACGACACUGACACUCAAACCUAUAACUGGCCUAAAUCGAAAUCGGUCGAUACUUUAUGUGAAACUUUCAGACUUAGGAUUUUAAUACUUUGUAUAUUUUAAAUAUUUAUAUUCAAUAUACAAUAAAUAUUUCCUCUGACAUAUUCUUUUACUAUUCAUUUUUUUAUGCUGGUAUAAAACGUCAAUUUAAUAGAACAAUAAUCAUUCAUGAAGUUUAUUCUACUUGCACCUUGUUUCACAUU
Messenger RNA from Trichoplusia ni (cabbage looper), 3827 nucleotides. RefSeq lists its product as uncharacterized. NCBI's taxonomy places the organism in Eukaryota, Metazoa, Arthropoda, Insecta, Lepidoptera, Noctuidae. The transcript has 2 exons. The record is from RefSeq and is a predicted model, not a curated record. The coding region runs from base 569 to 3670 and encodes 1033 amino acids.